AACAACACCGUUAUUGAUAUUUCUAACAAUAUUGCGGAGAAAAUCGUUAUAUAAGAAACAGUGCUACCGAUCAUUUAGGUCGGGUAUGCAUCGAGAACAAAGCAAGAUCGCACCGUCAAUGACAAAAUCUAUAAUUUCUAGCGGAUACACCAUUAUGCACACGAAAUGGCUCUGUGAAAGCUGAGAGAAACGUCGCAGGUUUAGGAUUUUUUUUUCAUCAACGAAAUCGUAUCACUGCGUCGCGUUCGGAGAGCAGUUUGGUUGUAAUAGAGUGAAAAUGAUUGUCCGGAAUUUGAUAUAAAUUUGCGUUAAUGACAUUGUGACGCGCGGUGUAAAAUCAAGGCGAUGACAACUGAUGUAUCGCCAGAGUAGCAAAGGGACAGGUGCAAGUGGUGAGUGUAUGUAGGAAAAUCUAUUGUCUUUGUGGAAAACUAUAACGUCAUGUGAUUUCAACGGCUUAUCGACAAAAGCAUUUCACUGCUGCAACUCGUUGUAUACAGAGUAGAUGUUAAAUUUACGUGCACCUGAACGGUUUGUCAAAGCGCGCGAGCUGAUCGCGUGCAGAUUGGACAUUUACUUUAAAACAAUGUAAAUAGGAAACGAGCGCUAUAUGUAUUAUUAAUUGAAUUGUAUACUGUGUAAGAGCACGAAGGAGGAAAUAUUUGAUGAUGUUAGAAUAUACACCUGUUGUUUCAUACAUCGAUUCUGGUCGUCUGCUGGAUUUAAGCAUAAAUUAAAUGAUAUAGAAAGAGUCGCCAUUCUGGUUUUAAAAAAGAAUUGUUUGUGACAGAAUCUGAUUUUAGAAUUUCACUGAGAAGUUUUCUGCUGUGAUUCGGAACAUUGAUAUAUAUCAACAUUAACGCAAUACAAGCCGUUUGCGUAAUUUUAAGCCUUUUCUCUGUUAUCCGUCAUUUUCAACUUAUCGCGACGGACAGAAAUUCAUGUUUAAUGUAAUUGAUGGAUGUAUUUUUUUCAUAAUUUGCCAUGAUAACGAGGAAAAAUUUACCAGAAAUUACAAUUGCCUAGAGUAAACACUUGAGGCCAUGCAGAAAGGUAUUCGGUUUAACGAAACUCAACUGCAAUAUCUGGCAGCCAAAUCCCGCCGAGAGAAUACCAUCUCCGGGUACCUGCACAAGCGCAGUAGUGACACGGGGAAAUGGCAACUUCGGUACUUCGUAUUGUACCAAAACUUACUAUUUCACUUCGAGAGCGAAUCAGCUCAAAAACUCUCUGGGGCUACUCUAUUGGAAGGAAGUUAUUGUGAAAGGGUGCUGAAUCCGGCCGCACUUAAAGCCGUCAAAGACACAGAAAAACAGAGUCUCCCGAAACACUGGGCCGGAUUAUUUCACAAGUUAGAGUAUUGUUUUACUAUAACUUACAAGAGCCAAAAAAAUGAGAUAACCAGGCAGAUAGACUUCCGCUCGGACACCGAGGCAGAGUGCAAUGCCUGGAUCGACCAUGUCAAGCGGGCUCCGUACAGCAAGGUGCUUGAGCAGCGAGAGGAGCUAGAGCAGAAACACCUUCACCUCCUGCAGAUACUGGAGAGUGAGCGGCAGGCUAAGUGGCACUAUGUCCAACAGACGGAGGAACUGGCCACGUCAGUCAAAGAACUGCGGGCAGAGCUUCAAAAAUACAAAAAAGAGAGAGUGUCCACCACCAAGGUAGAUGAAGAGACAGAUGAAAUUAAAAAAAUCAAAAAGGUUCAGAGUUUCUUCCGUGGUUGGUUGUGUCGAAGGCGAUGGAAACAAAUUGUGGAGCUGUACAUCCGUUCUCCGCACGCGGAGAGCAUGAGGAAGCGGAACAGCAUCGUGUUCAGUAUGGUGGAGUGUGAGGAGGAGUACAAUCGACAGCUCUCCACCCUCGUCACCUGUUUUCUCCGCCCACUAAGAAUGGCCGCCUCCUCCAAGAAACCACCGAUUACCCAUGAGGACGUCAAUUCUAUUUUCUUGAACAGUGAAACCUUGCUAUUUUUACAUCAAAUUUUCCUGAAAGGACUUUGUGCUCGACUAGAAAACUGGCCCACUUUAGUUUUAGGAGAUCUGUUUGAUAUGCUGCUCCCAAUGUUGUGUAUAUACCAGGAAUAUGUUAGAAAUCACCAUUAUAGUCUUCAAGUUCUGGCCGAAUAUAAACAACGACCCGAGUUUAAUACUCUUCUGAAACGCUAUGAAGAAAAACCCAUGUGUGAGAAUCGUACAUUGGAGAUCUUUCUUACAUAUCCUAUGCAUCAGAUCCCUCGCUACAUCAUCACCCUUCAUGAGUUGCUGGCCCAUACCCCUCAUGACCAUGUGGAGCGAAAAAGUCUGGAGUUUGCUAAGAGUAAGCUGGAGGAACUCUCUAGGAUUAUGCAUGAUGAAGUGAGUGAAACAGAGAACAUCAGAAAGAACCUGUCCAUUGAGAGGAUGAUCAUUGAGGGCUGUGAUAUCUUACUGGAUGUCAAUCAAACGUUUGUCAGACAAGGUCCCCUAAUCCAGGUCUUUAAUGAGAAGAGUAAGUCGAGUUGGAGCCGCAUUAAGGAUCGCAGGGAGAAGGAAGUCAUUUGCCAGGUGUUCCUCUUUACCAAUCAUAUGCUCCUGACAACUCGGGCAUCCAAUGGCAGGCUUCAUCUAGCCAAAAUUUUGCCUAAAAGGCAGCACUAUGGGAAGAUCCCACUUAUAGACUGCACUCUGAUUGAAGAUCCAGGAGCGGAGCCCUUUAUAAAUGACCCGGACACAUCUUCAUUAGACUCUAUAGACAGUCUGCGUAGUGCUGGAUCUGUUAACACCCUGAUACAACCGAGCGAAAAAGAAACCCGCACCGAUUACAAUGGACUAGACUUCAAGAUCAUCGUGGACACUAAAAGCGGCAACGGAACGUCAAUUACACUAGUAGCAGCCACACGGCAGGAAAAGCUAGCGUGGUGCUCCGAUAUCAGUCAGUGCAUAGAGGAUCUACACUACAGUGAUCUCUUGAAUACCUCAAUGAGUGAAUCAUCCUCAGUCACCAUGCCUCAAUCUGUCAGAUACAUCCACAGCACUCAGAUAUGGUCAGAUCGUAGACUGUUUCUGGAUGAUGUGGACAUCAAAUUCAGCCGAACUCUCAACUCCUGUAAAGUACCACAGAUUCGACAUGCCAGUGUAGAGCGUCUUUUGGAUCGUCUGACAGACCUCCGAUUUUUGAGCAUCGACUUUUUAAACACAUUUCUCUUGACAUACCGAGUGUUUACUGAUGGUAAAACAGUUCUCGAGGCUCUGAAGCGAGUCUACAAAAACCCAGAGAGUGGAAACCUCGAGUCAACCCUGGCAUCUUGCCAGUCCCAGUCUGAAACCAACCUGUUUGCUGGUGGAAGCCCUCCUCAAGAAAUCUCGGGGGAGCUGCCCAAAAACACAACUCACCUGGUGAAGCCGUGCCCAGACAACCGCCGAAUCAGCACCGGGAGUAUGCCAAUCUAUGAGACAAGGCUUCCCAAGCUGACUCAGGAGUCUUUUGCUGAAUCAGAAGAGGAAUCAUCUGGGGACACUGGUGAGAGUGAUGACGCACCAGACACUUCAGCCCUCGUAAUCCCUGGGGCCCAGACGCUAGCUCCUCUUGCCAUCUCAGAGAACCUGAGUGAGAAUGAUGUCCAAGGAAUUAUCUUGCCUGACUCCCUGCGCGGUGAAUCCACAGCUGAUAAUUUUGACGAGCUGUACAAAGCAGACACAACUGUAGCCACCACUGUCUCAACAAGCUCAUACACACUCAAGUCCACUACUAGCUCCGACACCCUGACCCCAGGAACCAGUCCAAAACCCUCCCCCAGGGUCAGUCCAAGGGUGGUGGUCAACGACCAGUCCUGUCAGACCAAUGGAAUGAGGUCACCCAGCCCUCGACUUGGUGUUAAGUCGGGCUUCUCCGGAGAAUCCUUGUUGGAGUCGUUGUCCCAGAUCAUAUCUCCGACCUCGCCUAAAUCAUCCAAGCCGAUCCGCAUACCUUCGCCGUCAUCUAGAAGUGGACCUACCUCUCCAACGUUCAACCUUCCGUCGUCCCCACUUCAUGGACGUACCUCUCCACUGCUUCGCCACACGCCACGAUCUCCUAGUCUCAGUCCCAAGCAUCCACGACGUACGCCGUCCCCGAUGAGUCCCAGCAUGUCGUCCCCUAACAUCAUGACACCCCACAAAAUCAAGCAACCUUUUCUGGGAACUCGUGGAAGCCUAGAGGCAGAGUCCCUCAUCACAAACACUCGUAGCUGUAGCCUGGUGUCCCAGAUAGAGGGCUCCCCUCCCUCAGCCAAGGCAGGCGUGGUGGUCAGCUCCCACCGCAAGUCCAAGAGGAGAGCUACCUGGACCAGUUUUAGCCCAAUGUUCUGGUCCAGUUCUUCUGCUGCAGUGGCUGCUUUUGCUGCAGCAACAGCUGGCUCAGUGACCCCAGACCAGCAACAAGCACAAGGUCGUCUGCAGCAGGUCUCCAUGGCAACAGGAGGUCAGCAGACGGCACAACAGAAACAAUCACAAUCCUCUCCUCGCUUUCUUACCUCAGAACAAUCAAGCAGAGUGGUUAAGAAGCGUGAGUCUGUGAUCAGCACUGCUGCUACCAUGAGAGUCCUGAACAUCAUCAAGCACUGGGUCUCCAAGCACCAGCAGGACUUUGAGUGUGACAAGGAACUUAAAGCAGCAGUGGUCGACAUGCUUCAGGAGAUGGCCUGCAACACAAUGCUGAACCCAGCAGAACACAAGGUGGCCCUAUCGUUGCUGAGAACAAUAGCUAAAGACUCUGCUGAACAGAAGAACAAAGUGGACCUGGAGAAGUUACUGCAGCCACCAGAGAUUUCUACAAAAGAAAACUUUGACACCCUGUCAGCAAUGGACAUAGCUGAGCAGUUAACCUUUCUUGAUCACAAGAUCUUCAUAAGCAUUCGCAGCGAGGAGUUACUUGGUCAGACCUGGAUGAAGUCAGAAAAGUCAACAAAAGCUCCCCAUGUACUGCUGGUCAGCAAGCGAUUUAAUGAAGUCAGCCGAUUGGUUGUCUCGGAGGUAGUAACUCGCACUGUGCUUCAGGAGAGGGUGGCCUGUAUUGAGAAGUGGGCAGCGAUUGCAGACAUUUGUCGGUGCAUGAACAACUACAAUGGCGUCCUGCAAAUCUGUGCAGCGUUUGUCAACAGCUCUGUGUAUCGAAUGAAGAAGACCUGGGAAAAAGUUCCAAAAUCAACUAAGCAGACAAUAGAAAAGCUUCAAGAUUUAGUGUCUUCCAAUGGAAGAUUUAAGAACAUGAGAGAUGCUCUGCACAGAUGUGACCCUCCCUGCAUUCCCUACCUUGGGAUGUACUUGACAGACCUGUCAAUUAUUGAGGAGGGCAUACCUGGAAACACAGAUGAAGGGCUCGUUAAUUUCUCCAAAAUGAGAACGAUAGCACAUGUGAUUAGAGAGAUUCGGCUUUUCCAACAGACACCUUAUAAGAUAGAACACAUUCCAAGAGUGACCAAUUACCUGCUGGACGCUAAUCGUCUCCUUGACGACGACCAAACAUACCGGGCUUCCCUGGAGAUCGAACCCAAGCAGUCUCGUUUGUCCAACGUCUCAAUCAAUCCGUCCUGACGGAACAAUAUCACUGGGACUUCCAUUGGAAAAAGCCAAUCAGCAAAGGGCUUUUACGGGGGAUCAGGAUUCCCUUUCAACGACCCAUUCCAGACUCUUUCUUCUGUGGUUGUCAAGGCAUUCCAUGCAUAGUGGAGAAACAUCGAAGAUAGGAUGUAGCUGUUGUGAAUUUAAGGUGUUUUAAAAGGCUUUUCAGAUUGCAUUUUGAUUGAUUUUAAGAUGUGCUUCACAUCCAAGCAUUGCGUAUGGCAUCUUCUGUUGGUAAAAACCGGUGACUUUCCAACUUUGUCUGAAGUACCAAAUUAACCAGAAAACUCAAUGAUCUUGGAUAAUUCUUUUUAUUUAUACCCCAAAAUGACACACCAUCAACUGUGAUCAAUCAGAUUUUUUAGGAAUCACCAUGGAGACACAUUUUAUCACACAAGAUGAAAAGACAAAAGGAUAGCUGAGUGAUUUUUUUCUGCAAUCUCUGUGAGCAAAGCGAGUCCAGGUUGUUGUGUAUGUCAACAGUGAUCUCAUUCGAUUUGAUGUUCGUGCCAUGGUGAUGAGGCAAUUUGUGGCGUCUCUUGUCUGUUUUCAGCUGUAGUUAACCAGUUGUUGUCAUGUCCAUAUAGUCUCACUUGAUAUUCUAUUUAUUAUAUACUUGUUAUAUUUCUUUUACAGUUUUGACACUGCAUUUGUGAAGAUUAACACUUGCUUUAGACUUAGACAAAGUUAUUCAAUUUCUGGAUUUGAAUUGUUUGAUUUUGGUUUGUAAGGCUGUCUGAGAUUGGAGCACAUUUGACCCUGAGUGGUGUUUAUGUUGUGUGUCACGUUUUCUAACAUUUAUAAUAUUUGUAGUAGAUAACUUGUAUUGGAAAAUUUUAUAUGCUAUUUCCUUUCAGUUUUGGAUGCACUAACUAAAUCUUAACUAAGAUAACAAAUUGUAAUUGGUGUCUUUGGUAAUUGGUUUGAAAGAAAAGUUUGGCAAUGCUCUUUAAAUAUUUUCUCCAUUGAAAAUUACAUUCCAGUAUUAUGAUCACCAUACCCCAAAACUUUAUUGGGUCAUUCCAGAUCUGGGCUGAUUAGCUAUCUGCAUUUUACUAAACCGAUGCAAAACUUUUUAAGUAUGAAAACCAAAGAGCUGAAUUAUGUAUAUACACAAAGAGUUUGCUCUCAAAUAUAUCUAAGAACCACAAAGACUGAAUCAAUGUGAUACAAAGCUAACAAAUUUUAUUUUAAUUACACACCAACUUAAACCAAACACAACAUUUGACCUGCAAAUAAGAAAUGCUUUAACCCCAUGAAAUUGUUAUCAAUGAUAAACACAAAUGUUAUGUCAGCAACAAAUUUUUAUAACAAGUGUAUUAAGUGGUAAAGAACACUUUUGGAGCAUUAUUAUAAUAUGAUAUUACUGUAAAAAGCAAAAUUGGAAUCAAUUUUAAGUACCAGUAUGUUGGGUAAAGAACAAUCUCCUCUGGUUAUGGAUGGGAGAGAAAAUUCAGAGUUUUAAAAACUUUAGACAAAAAAUUACAUGUAUAUAUUUAUAUGGUUGUUUAAUCCAUGUUUUCUAAGACAAAAUCGUUUAAAUUGGUGGUCCAAGCAAUUCCAUUCCCCAAAGCAGUGUACACACUUUUUCAGACUUAUUAUUGUUGUGCUUUUUCUCUAGCCCUUCCGGAAGCAGCCUAUAUUAUUAUUAGUUGAAUGAAUGUACUGUUUUUAUCUGACAUGACACUGUUUAUAUAUCUUCCCUGUCAACUGUUACUAUAUAUAUUUAAUUCUAUUAAAAUCUUUCUUUACAAA
This is a messenger RNA of Magallana angulata, 7331 nucleotides long. RefSeq names its product ras-specific guanine nucleotide-releasing factor 2-like. The record is from RefSeq and is a predicted model, not a curated record. The transcript is spliced from 33 exons. Gene Ontology annotation, molecular function: guanyl-nucleotide exchange factor activity; protein binding. Gene Ontology annotation, cellular component: plasma membrane. The coding region runs from base 1044 to 5549 and encodes 1501 amino acids. Lineage: Eukaryota; Metazoa; Mollusca; Bivalvia; Ostreida; Ostreidae. Gene Ontology annotation, biological process: Ras protein signal transduction; positive regulation of GTPase activity.